Pararge aegeria (speckled wood butterfly) is the source of this 1524-nucleotide messenger RNA. RefSeq names its product catalase-like. Bases 1 to 1524 code for a protein of 507 amino acids. Lineage: Eukaryota; Metazoa; Arthropoda; Insecta; Lepidoptera; Nymphalidae. Gene Ontology annotation, molecular function: heme binding; catalase activity. Gene Ontology annotation, cellular component: peroxisome; mitochondrion; cytoplasm. The record is from RefSeq and is a predicted model, not a curated record. The transcript is spliced from 2 exons. Gene Ontology annotation, biological process: response to hydrogen peroxide; hydrogen peroxide catabolic process.
AUGUUUGCCUUACUCUUACUGUUCGCUGUAUCAGUGGUAGCGACCGAUAACAACCAAUGGCUUCCAGAAAUGCACCAGUUUGUAGAUUUCAACGAUAGGACAGAGGGUUCUUCAAACGGCGGUUUACCUCUAUGCUAUACAGACGAGUUUGAUGGCCCAUUAACUAAUAAUAAGAAUUUUAUGCAAGAUAUAACCAAAUUAAAUCGAGAAAGAAUUCCGGAAAGAGUUGUUCACGCGAAAGGCACCGGAGCAUUUGGUUAUUUUGAACUAACACAUGAUAUGUCGCAUAUAUGUAAAUCCGAAUUUCUAAGGAGUGCAGGGAAGCGAACACCGAUUGCAGUAAGGUUUUCGACAGGAGCAGGAGAACGAGGAAGCUCUGACUUUAAUCGGGACAGUCGAGGCUUUUCAGUGAAGUUUUAUACCAAAGAAGGAAACUUCGAUUUAACCGGGUUUCACACCCAAAUGUAUUUGUACAAAGAUCCACUUCGUGCCAGUACUAUUUUUCAUGGUAUAAAGAGAAUGCCCGGUACGAAUCUGUAUAACUUCAAUCCAUACUGGGACGCAGUCACUUUAGUUCCUGAGACGUUAAACUUUAUCUUAAAUAUUUAUGCUGAUAACGGUAUACCUCUCAAUUACCGACACAUGCCCGGCUUCCCAAUUCACACGUAUCAGGUAGAAAAUGAAUGUGGAGAUUACCAUUUUGUUAGAUUUCAUUUCAUGCCUGAUGCUGGCGUGAAAACUAUUAAGACACAGGACGCUAUGACUCUUGGCGCUACUGACCCUGAUCAUGCAAUAAAAGAUCUAUAUGAAGCAAUUAAAAGAGGUGAAUUUCCCUCAUGGACAGUGAGUGUUCAGAUUUUAACCAUGGAUGACGUACACAAAGAUGGAUCCAAUGCAUUUGAUCCAUCAAGAAAACUUUCUUCGGAAAAAUAUCCUUUACACCCGGUGGGCAAAAUUGUUUUAAAUAAAAAUGCUAAAAACUUCCACGAAGAAAUAGAACAGCUUGCUUUCUGUCCAUGUCAUUUAGUACCUGGUAUACUCGGAGCACCAGAUAAAUUGUUUGAAAGUCGCGUACUAUUUUAUAAGGAUACACAAUUAUAUCGUUUGGGUAAAAAUCACAAUAAUAUACCUGUUAAUUGUCCACUUCAUAACAUUUAUACCUAUAAUAGAGAUGGUAUGCCGCCUGUGGGAAAAAAUGGUGGAGAUGAUCCCAAUUACUUUCCCAACUCGUAUAAUGGACCACAACCUCUCAUGAAUAAGCAAAGUAACUGCACAAGUGAAGCCAGAUGCCCAGGUUUGAUACAAAUAAAAGAAUCCCCAGCAGAUAAUACUGAUCAAAUUGUCGAAUUUUACAACGAUCUGACCGAAGAAGGACGUGAAAUAUUAAGUGAAAAUUUGUUAAUGCCUUUGAAAACAAUUGAUCAAUUUCUUCAAAAGAAAGUUGUUGAUAUAUUUACGACAAAUCUUCCAGAUUUAGCUAGGCGUUUAGCUAAAGGACUCAAUUGCACGCUGCAAAGCAAUUAA